AUUUAUUUUUCUUGAUGUAUGCUUAGUAAAAUGAUUCAAUUUAAAGUUUUAAAGCUUGAUGAGAUCAGUCAGGAGUUUCACAGGAGGAGGAGGAGGAGGAGGAAGGUCUCUAUGUUUAAGGAGGUCUGCAGGAGAGACUCGGACGCUUUCAUGAGGAUGGCAGCGAAAAAGACUCGACACGUUUGCGUCCUUUUACCCUCCAAACGGCAUCUAGACUGCACUGUAGGGGUCAAAGCCAGAGGUCAGGAGGUGUGGAGCAGCGUGCUGAGGCAGCUGGGAGUCGGGGACCUGCAAGUGUUUGCUCUGGCUGUUCUCAGAGAUAAUGAAUACAUCUUUCUUGAUUUGGACCGAAAGCUAAGCAAGUAUUUUUGCAAGAAAUUGAACAGAGAGUCGUCAAAGGUCCCGUACAUCUUGUUUUUAAGAAUCAAAUUUUAUGUGGAAAGUGGCCUGUUAAUAAUGAGCAGCAGAGUGCAGCAGCUGUACUAUGCAGAGCUGAGGCAGAAGCUGCUGCUUUCUCAGAGUCGUGGUCAGGAGGUUUUGCUCUUCCAGCUCGCCGCUUUGGCCCUCCAAGCCGAGGUUGGAGAUCGAGAAAAGAAGUAGAAAAAAAUCAAUUUUUCUUGGUGUGGCAAUGACAGGAAUCCAUAUUUAUCAAGAAAUCAAUGGGAUUCAACAGAUCCUUUUAGACUUUUCCUGGAACGAUAUUGACUCUUUGACGUUUCAGGGAAGCAAGUUUGAAAUCAUGUCAUCCGGCUCUCUGUGCCUCUCCAAGCUGGUGUAUUACUCUCCUUCUGCUUUCCACUCCAAACACAUCCUGAUGCACAUCAGAGACAGCCACCGGCUGCACCUCAGCACCAGGGAAGCCGCCAGCUACAUUCAACAUUUGGAGGACAUGGAGGCCCGACGCAUCUACAGAGAGUCCUACAUCUGUGACACGACGGCCUUAAAGCAGAGGCUUCAGAGCUUCCUGUCCUCCAUGUCUGACUGCAGCGCUGAAGAGGAGGCAGAGGAGGAGGAAGAUGAAGCGAAGCAGUGGAUGGAUGAAGACUUCGUCGAUGACCCUGCGGAUGUGCCGUGGUUGGCUGAGCUGCUGUAUGGAGUGUCUGUGGAUGGACCUUUGGUGUUGACCUCCUCCUGCUGGGCAGCUGUCACUGCGGAAAUGACACAGGUUCUGUGGAGGAGGGCUGCAGAAGAAGAGUCUGUGGACUGAUCAUGAAGGAUUAAUCCUAUUUCUAAACACAGGAAGAGCAGGAGUUGAAGUUCUGUCAUCUAUCAAACACAAAAGCAGUUUCAAAUCAAAAUGUUUGCUUUAUUUUGAAAAUCAUGGAUGCAGCUUGCACGUUUUAACACACUCUCUGAGUAAAUUGUGUUUUCAGCUUUCAUAUUGUGACAACUUUUUAUGUUUCAUUGGUUGUAUGAAUGAGCUCUUAGAUGAUUAAUAAUAAUAAUCUGUUUCCUCUGAGGACCCUUUCACAAUAAAACACAUUAAAUUGGUUUUGCAUUACUGGAUGAAGUCUGAUAUUUAGAAUGAUUUGAAUUUUAUUUGUGAAAACACACCAGUGUAAUCUGCUUUUAUCACACAUAAAUAAAUAAAUGUAAAUAAGCAGAUUAUUAUAUUCAUAUUAAAGAAAAAAAAGUUAAAUUAAGCAUACUAGGGGUGGGAUCAUAUCCAUUUGCCUUCUCUCACUGCUUUUCAAUUAAACUCCAUUUGACAAACUUUAUAUUUAAUAGAUUCAAUAUGUCCUGUACUGUAUGUAUUGUGAUAAAAUGUCUAUGAUUAAAAGUAAUUACAAUGUCAUCACUAACGUGUAUGUGUUUAUCUGCAUUUACUUUGACGUUUUUCUAUUUUUCACUUAAUUUCUGACUUGAGUAUCACAACAAAAUUGCAUAUAUUUAAGUAUAGAUGUAUUAUUCUUUUGUUUGUCUUCUUUAGUUUAGUUUUUUAUGUUUGAUUUCUUAAAAGUUAAUAAACCAAGUCCAAUUUUUCAAUUUAAACUAUUGAAUUUAUGUUAAAAAAAGAUUAGAAAGAAAUGUUUUGUAAAAAAUUACACAUUUUUGACAUGAAUUAAUAAACCGUGUAAAAACGAACAAUUUAAAUUUAAAUUUUUACUCAACGUUUAAAAAAAAAGAUAUAUAUAUUUUUUAGCGUAUUCUGUAUGUAAAUGAGUAAAAUAAAUCUUUGAACA
Oryzias melastigma (Indian medaka) is the source of this 2183-nucleotide messenger RNA. RefSeq names its product FERM domain-containing protein 6. Gene Ontology annotation, biological process: positive regulation of hippo signaling. Gene Ontology annotation, cellular component: cytoplasmic side of apical plasma membrane; cytoskeleton. NCBI's taxonomy places the organism in Eukaryota, Metazoa, Chordata, Actinopteri, Beloniformes, Adrianichthyidae. The record is from RefSeq and is a predicted model, not a curated record.